UGACAGUGCGUUUGGCUCCACCUAUCGGCUCACCGUGCGUUGUGCACUCAACAUGGCGGCACCCGUUCGGUCUGUACCACAAGUUCACAUUUAGCGACAACAACGAACGGUGUAUGAUAUUAUCGAUAUUUAACGGUUGUGAUGUCCAGACUGGCUGUAGUGUUCGGAGGUUCACGUGGCAUUGGGCGAGCAGUUUCUCAGCUGUUAGCACAGAGGGGUCAUAGGGUUGUGGUGUUGUCUAGGAAUAAGAAUGCUGCACAAGCUACAACUGAAUCUCUCCCUGGAGAAAAACAUUUGGCUCUAAGCUGUGAUGUCUCUAAAGAAGAUGACGUUCAGAGAGCGUUUGAGACCAUCAGUAAGACCUGUGGCACUGUGGGAUACCUGGUUAACGCAGCGGGUAUCAACAGAGAUGCUCUGUUAUUGAGGAGUAAAUCUGAAGACAUGAUGUCUGUUCUGCACACCAACCUGCUGGGCUCAAUGCUGACAUGCAGAGGCGCACUACGGAGCAUGCUCAGUCAUGGAGGAGCUAUUGUCAACAUAGGCUCUGUGGUGGGUGUAAAGGGUAACUCCGGUCAGUGUGUGUACAGUGCCAGUAAAGCCGGACUGGAGGGAUUCACACGCUCACUGGCGAAGGAAGUUUCUUCCCGGAAUAUACGAGUGAACUUGGUGGCUCCAGGAUUUGUUCGGACAGACAUGACGACAGGGCUGGAGAAGGAAGAAGCGGUAAGAAGAAUUCCACUGGGUCGUUUUGGGGAACCUGCAGAGGUGGCCCAAGCUGUCCUUUUCCUUUUGGAGUCUCCUUAUAUCACAGGACAAGUUCUGCUUGUGGAUGGAGGACUACAGCUGGCAUUGUGAUUCUGCUAAUAGAGCAUGUGAGCCAACUGUAUGCUUUUGUUAUGCAGCUGAUAAUAUACAAUAACUAUUUACAGACUGCGUCAGAUCUUGAUAUUGUUAAACACCUCCUCAUCGCUCUGAGUCACACGUAAUAUUGUGUAAGAGCAGUUUUGGCUGGAUUGGAUUAACGGUAUUUUUAGUUCACUGGAGUUUUUGGGUUAUGGCUACAUGUUCCAAACUUGGAAAGACAGAGAUCACAGGUCAACGUGUGGAGGAUAUGACUCGAUGUCAGAGUAUUUUCAGCAUCCAAAUCAGCUGUGAAACAUUACACUUAAAAUUAGUUAAAGGGUUAGUUCACCCAAAAAUGAAAAUUCUGUCAUUAAUUACUCACGGUUAUGUCGUUCUAAACCCGUAAGACUUUCGUUCAUCUUUGGCAAUGUUCAUUUUGAUAGCAAAUUUUGAUUUAGUCUUAGUAAUAGACUUUGACUAGAAUGCCAUUUAGUUCUAGUCAUAUUUUAGUCAUAUGAAUUGUUUUAGUUUUAGUAUAGUUUCAGUUGAUUUAGCUUUAGAGCUUGCAGACAGCAAGGACCACGUUCAGGGUUCAAAAAGGUACCAAGAACAUAGACGAAAAAAGUCAUGUGACAUCAGUGGUUCAAUUAUAAUUUUAUGAAGCUACAAGAAUACUUUUUGUUGCGCAUAAGAACUAAAAUAACUUUAUUUAACAAUCCUUCUCCUCCAUGUUACCUAGUGCCAAAAAUUGUUGAUUUAACACAUUUUAGGGUUUUUUUGGUGCACAAAAGUAUUCUCGUAGCUUCAUAAAAUUGCAGUUGAACCAUUGAUGUCACCUGGACUAUUUUGUCGAUGUUCUUGAUACAUACCCUAUUGAAAAAAACAGCAUAUGCUGGUAGGUAUGUUUUGAUGCUGGUUUAAACUGGUCCUUUGCUGGUCCUUGACCAGCAUCAAAACCUACCUAACCAGCAUCCCAGCAUCAAACAUACCUACCAGCACCUGCUGGUUUUUUCACCAGGGUAUCUGGACCUUGAGCGUGGUAGGACUCUUGCCGUCUAAGCCUGGGUCAGAAAGUCUCGGAUUUCAUCAAAAAUAUCUUAAUUUGUGUUCUGAAGACGAACAAAGGUCUUGGAACGACAUGAGGGUGAGUAAUUAAUGACAACUUUUAUUUUUGGGUGAACCAUCCAUUUAACCAAAUAAUUUAAGAAAAAUACAAUGGCUAGGCCAAUUUAAAAGUAAUGUAUUCUAUCCUUUUCACCAUCAAAAAAAUACAGAUUAACCAAAUUUAGCUUUGAGAGAUGUUUUUGCCAAGAGCAAUUGGACUCAACCCAAACUCAAUCAUUUCAGAGACGUUUAUUUAUUGUACUAUUCAUAAACCAGAAGAGAAUAAGGAGAACAGUCCGUAUACAGGCACAGGUUGGCUUGGAAAACAAAAUAUUGCAAAGUAAGAAUUUCCUAAAAUCUGUCUAUUUGAAGGAUAAACAGCUGUGUAAGAAAAAAAAAACAUAUGCAAAUCACAGGCUUAUAUGUGUAUAUUGUUAUGCUAUAUUGUUUUGUAUAUACCUUGCAAAUGUGUGAGAUGAUGGCUAAACUAUUUGAACUCCCAACUGAGUGCUCGACUGAUCAAAGCAAAUGUUGAGAGAACGCUAAUAUUGUUACAAAGACGGAAUAUGUUUGAGUUACUUAAAAAGCCAAUGAAAUAUAAUUUAUAAAAUCA
Labeo rohita (rohu) is the source of this 2560-nucleotide messenger RNA. RefSeq names its product carbonyl reductase 4 (gene cbr4). Lineage: Eukaryota; Metazoa; Chordata; Actinopteri; Cypriniformes; Cyprinidae. The transcript has 6 exons. Gene Ontology annotation, biological process: fatty acid biosynthetic process. Gene Ontology annotation, molecular function: oxidoreductase activity, acting on the CH-OH group of donors, NAD or NADP as acceptor; quinone binding. The record is from RefSeq and is a predicted model, not a curated record. The coding region runs from base 142 to 855 and encodes 237 amino acids.